Molecule: messenger RNA, 2519 nt
Organism: Melospiza melodia melodia
Lineage: Eukaryota; Metazoa; Chordata; Aves; Passeriformes; Passerellidae
Gene: NUP54
Product: nucleoporin 54
Exons: 12
Coding region: 101-1822 (573 amino acids)
Biological process (GO): nuclear pore organization; NLS-bearing protein import into nucleus; protein localization to nuclear inner membrane
Cellular component (GO): nuclear pore; nuclear pore central transport channel
Molecular function (GO): structural constituent of nuclear pore
Source: RefSeq, a predicted model, not a curated record
AGUGUGUUGAGUUUUUAAGUGUUCUCCUUGUGUCCAAUAAAUGAUGUUUAAUGCCAGUUAAUACCUUUUACUCUUGUGUCUAACUCUGCCUGUCUUGCUUAUGGUGAUGGAAAAAUGCUUCAGCUUUUCUCUCCUGGGACCUGCCUUUCACUCACAACUAAUGUUGCCUUGCUCUUUUUCUGCUUCCCGCUCGUCAGGAUUUGGUGGGCUUGAAACUGCAAACUCCACUGCCAGUGGGUUUAAUUUUGGGGGUUUCGGAUUAACUGCUAAUCCCGCGGUGAAUUUUAAUAUUGGGAAUUUCGGUGUUUCCACUACCUCAACUCCAGCUUUCAAUUUUGGUAACAGUCUGGCAAGCGCAGGUGCCUUUGGAGGCUUUGGGACCACCACCACCAGCGCGGCACCGGCGUUCAGCUUCUCUGCUCCCACCAACACCGGCACCGGCGGACUCUUUGGUGGUACCCAGAACAAAGGCUUUGGAUUUGGUACCAGUUUUGGCACAGGAACUGGAACUGGCUUGGGCAGUGGGUUGGGAACUGGGCUAGGCUUUGGAGGCUUUGGAACCCAGCAGCAGCAGCAGCAGCAGCAGACCACAUUAGGCACUGGGUUGUUCAACCAGCCUGCCCAGACUCCCGCUCAGUCCAACCAACUCAUCAACACAGCCAGCGCCCUCUCGGCGCCGACACUGCUGGGAGAUGAGAGGGAUGCCAUUCUGGCCAAAUGGAACCAGCUCCAGGCCUUCUGGGGCACGGGCAAAGGGUACUUCAACAACAACAUCGCUCCGGUGGAGUUCACGCAGGAAAACCCCUUCUGCAGGUUUAAGGCUGUGGGUUACAGUUUAAUGCCCAACAACAAAGAUGAAGAUGGCCUCGUGGUCUUGGUGUUUAACAGAAAAGAAGCAGAUAUUCGAAGCCAGCAGCAGCAGCUCGUAGAAUCGCUACACAAAAUUUUGGGAGGAAACCAGACCCUCACCGUCAAUGUCGAAGGUGUUAAAACAAUGCCCGAUGACCAGACAGAAGUGAUCAUUUAUAUUGUGGAGCGCUCCCCCAAUGGCACCUCCAGGAGAGUUCCUGCAACGACCCUCUAUGCCCACUUCGAGCAAGCCAACAUCAAAUCAUCCCUGCAGCAGCUGGGGGUCAGCCUGUCCAUGGCCAGGACAGAGCUGUCCCCAGCACAAGUCAAGCAGCUCCUGCAGAACCCUCCUGCCGGUGUUGAUCCUAUUAUAUGGGAACAAGCCAAAGUUGAUAAUCCUGAUCCUGAUAAGCUUAUUCCUGUGCCAAUGGUGGGUUUCAAGGAACUGCUGAGAAGAUUGAAGGUCCAGGAUCAGAUGACCAAACAGCAUCAAACUCGAUUAGAUAUAAUAUCAGAAGAUAUCAGUGAGCUGCAGAAAAACCAAACAACGACUAUGGCAAAAAUUGCACAAUACAAAAGGAAACUGAUGGCGCUUUCGCACAGAACCUUGCAGGUGCUAAUAAAGCAGGAGAUCCAAAGGAAAAGUGGUUAUGCCAUUCAGGCAGAUGAGGAGCAGCUUCGUGUACAGUUGGAUACAAUUCAGUGUGAACUUAACGCACCCACGCAGUUCAAGGGCAGACUGAAUGAGCUCAUGUCCCAGAUUAGGAUGCAAAACCACUUUGGAGCAGUGCGGGCUGAAGAGCGCUAUUACAUAGAUGCUGACCUCUUAAGAGAAAUCAAGCAACACCUGAAGCAGCAGCAAGAAGGGCUGAGUCACCUAAUCAGCAUCAUCAAAGACGAUUUGGAGGACAUCAAGCUAAUAGAACAUGGGUUGAACGAGAGCAUUCCCAUCCGAGGGGGAGUCUUCAGUUGACUGGUGGAGGUUUACACAGAACAUGGUAGUGGAGUUCAUGGCUCACCUUCCAAGGCUAAAACUGUUGAGGUAAAAUAAAACACAUGUCUUGUAGGAGCAAAAUGGUAUUUUGUCUGUUACUUUUAGAAUUAGCAAAGCCUCUUCUAAGCUUUUAAAAUUGACCUUUGGAAGGUUUAUAUUUUAUAAAGCUGUAUAUGCUUUAACAAAAGAAGGAAAACUGAAUCUGUUCAGAUACCAUUUUACUACAAAACUAUAUGUACUAUUGUACAUUUGUUUUCCGUUUUUCUUCUUUUUUUUACAACAACAUUGUCCUAAAAAAUGCAGUGCUGAGGGGAUUGUUUCACUAAUGACUCGGUUUGUGGAAAGCUUAGCCUGCUUCCAUGUUUCUGUCAGAACAAUCAAGUAGCACCAUUGUGUAAACAGCUAACUUAAAUCAUUAGAGAGAUACUUGUUGCUGUAACUAUGUUGUUCUCUGCAAUACCAGUCAGUUACUGGGGCAAGCUGCAGAAAGUUCAUGUUUCCAGUUUCUGUCCUUCCUUUGGAGUGCAAGGAUCUGAAGGUUAUGUUUUGAUCACUUUACAUAUAUGAGUUAUACAAAGCUUUGCUGCCCCUCUAAGUAACAGUAUGUCUGGAUGUUGUCUUCUGCCUUUUUUAAAAAUCACCCAAAAGUAAUAAAUUCAGUCUGAAUUUGUAAUAA